This is a messenger RNA of Tinamus guttatus (white-throated tinamou), 1713 nucleotides long. NCBI's taxonomy places the organism in Eukaryota, Metazoa, Chordata, Aves, Tinamiformes, Tinamidae. The record is from RefSeq and is a predicted model, not a curated record.
GCGCCCCAGGCCCCGGCGCUGGAGGACAGCAUCAACACGCUCUUCGCGCCCCUCAUCAUCUCCUGCACGGCGCUGCUGGAGAAGCUCUCGGAUACCUACACAUGCUUCACCACCGAGCCGGGACACCACCUCCACGUCCUGCACAUGUUUGGGGACUGCCUGUACAUCGCAGUGAACGGCGAUGGCACCGAGAACGAGGAUGAGCUGCGCCGCAAGCUCUUCGUGCUGCGGCGCCUCGUGGAGGCUCACUGCGGCCUCGUCACGCUGGACUCCCACCUCAUCCGCAAGGAGCUGCGGCCGGCCGGCAACGCCAGCGCCAUCCGUCCCGCCGACCUGCUCGUCCUCAUCCUCCUCGUGCAGGACCUGUACCCCAGCCAGAGCGCCGAGGAGGAGCUUGGCCCCCAGCCUGCAGCAGGGAAGAUAUUCCUGCAGGUACCCCAAAGAAGCGAGAGCAUCCCCGUGAGCAGCACCAGCUCCCUUGUGACCGCAGGGAAGGAGUCAGAUGAUCAGGACACGGACGACCUCUCCGCACCCGAGGUGUUCUACACGCCCAAGCCCUCUCCGGGUGGGCACAGCACGGGCAGCGAGAGCUGGUCAGAGGGCCCCGAGACACCAAGCACCGGAGAGGUGGACAGUGCUGAUGUCCAGAUGGCAGAGGACUUGCUCCAGACUUCGGGACCUCUGGUUCCUGAGGCUUCAAACCCCAGAAGGGUUUUCCUGGAUGCCAACCUGCCGGAAGGCUACUGCCCCAUGCUGCCCCACACCAUGCACUGCCUCCCGCUCUGGCCGGGCAUCUCACUCGUGCUGCUGAGCAAGGGCCCCAUGACCCAUGUGGCUGUCACCAUGCACCAGCUGCUCGAUGGUUUCUUGGUGCUGGAAAAGAAGCUGGAAGAGGGGCAGGAGGUGGGAGCGGCACGUGCCUUCCCCUUCCUGACAGAGCUGCGGCAGCGCAUGGACAAGUUUGUGAAGAAGCUGAGCGGGCAGGACAUCCAGUUGCAGAACGCCUGGAUGGAGUUCAAGAACAAGAUAUUCCCGCGGAGCGAGCCUGGGAGCUUGCUGGAGGUGCUGCAGGCGCUGGCCAACGUGAAGCGGCAGCUCUGCUCUCUGUAUCGCCAGCUCUUCCUGACCUCCGCCAGCCAGAGCCUGUCCCAGGGCCUGCGGGACCGUGCCCAGAAGCUGAUGAGGGAGAAGCUGCUGGACUGGAGGGAUUUUCUGCUGGUGAAGAGCAGGCGCAAUAUCACCAUGGUGUCAUACCUGGAGGACUUUCCUGGCCUGGUGCACUUCAUCUAUGUCGACCGCACGGCUGGGCAGAUGAUGGCACCAUCACUUAGCGUGACGGAGAAAUCCAGCUCGGAGCUGGGCAAGGGUCCCCUUGCGCAGUUCAUCAAGAGCAAGACGACGCUCAUGCUGCAGGAUGGCGACUACUGCUGCUCCUACUUCCUCUGGUUCGAGAAUGAGCUGGGCUGCAAGCUGGAGGUGAUGGAGGUGCCGGUUCUCUCCGAUGACUCUGCUCCCAUCGGGAUGUUGGCGGGAGACUACUACAGGAGGCUGCUGCGUUACUACAGCAAGAACCACCAGGCAGAGGUGGUGAAGUGCUACGAGCUGCUCACGGUGCACCUGGGCAUCAUCCCCUCCGAGCUCGUGGUCCAGCAGGCCUGCGACUUGGCCCGACGCCUCUGGGAGCCCUCCCGCAUCCCCCUGCUCUGAGCCCGG